Messenger RNA from Elaeis guineensis (African oil palm), 1900 nucleotides. Its product is annotated as probable proline transporter 2. NCBI's taxonomy places the organism in Eukaryota, Viridiplantae, Streptophyta, Magnoliopsida, Arecales, Arecaceae. The record is from RefSeq and is a predicted model, not a curated record.
AAAGAUGCAGCCCGAAUCCUUAUCUUAAUUCUUCCCCCAAUGGUCGGUUCGUUGACAGGACGGCGAACGUGGCGCACUGAACAAAGCGGAAAUUCCCAACUCAUAUAUGUUAACGGAUAUAUUUGGGAAGAAGUGGUAUCCAUCUCAUCAACGCACUUAGAGCGGUGGAGGGCGAUUCGCAGAUCCGUCCAACGGUCCUUUCUCCACCCAAUUCGUUUGCCCCUUUAUCUUUAUACGGAAUCUCUCUCUUUCUCCUCUGCCGCGUUGCUGUCCAUCUAUAGAUAACGGGACUCCGAUGGCGACCGCGUUGAGGCUGGAGAAGGACCACGCCUCCUUCAGCUCCUCUUCCUCCCUACAUCUCACCACCGACAAAGAGACAACCACCAGUUUGCGGUUGAAGUGCGGGCGGAGAGGAGUCGAUGGCGACAGCGAUGGAGGUCGAGGAGGAGAAGUCCCGGUUCCACGAGGGACCGGAGCCUGAUGCGUCGGAUGACACUGCUCACCAGAUAAGCCACGAUCAUUGGCUUCAAGUUAGUUUCGUCCUCACAACUGGGGUGAACAGUGCUUAUGUCUUGGGAUAUGCUGGAUCAACCAUGGUUCCUUUGGGCUGGGUAGUUGGUACAGUUGGUUUCAUUUCGGCAGCUGCCAUAUCCUUGUAUGCUAACAUUCUCGUUGCCCGUCUUCAUGAAGUUGGUGGUAAAAGAAGGAUUAGAUAUAGAGAUCUUGCUGGUUAUAUCUAUGGUAGAAAAAUGUAUGCUCUUACAUGGGCCCUACAAUACGUUAAUCUGUUCAUGAUUAACACGGGAUAUAUCAUUUUGGCUGGGCAGGCAUUAAAGGCUAUAUAUGUUCUCUACAGGGAUGAUGAUGCCUUAAAGCUUCCCUACUGUAUAGCAAUUGCUGGGUUUUUAUGUGCUCUGUUUGCCUUUGGGAUACCUCAUUUAUCAGCUCUGAGGAUUUGGCUGGGAGUUUCAACUUUUCUUGGUCUUAUAUUUAUUAUUGCAGCAUUUGUUAUGUCUCUCAUGAAUGGAAUAAGUACUCCAUCUCAGAAUUACAACAUUCCAGGGUCUCAUGUUAGCAAGAUUUUCAGUAUGGUUGGUGCUGUUGCAAGUCUUGUUUUUGCAUUCAAUACAGGAAUGCUGCCAGAGAUCCAGGCAACAAUAAAACCUCCUGUUGUCAAGAACAUGGAGAAAGCACUUCGGCUUCAGUUCACUGUUGGUGUCUUGCCAUUGUAUGCUGUUACUUUCAUUGGAUACUGGGCCUAUGGUUCUUCAACAUCAACGUAUCUUCUCAAUAGUGUGAAAGGCCCAACUUGGGUGAAGGCAGUGGCCAAUAUUGCAGCCUUCUUUCAGACGGUCAUUGCUUUGCAUAUAUUUGCAAGUCCGAUGUAUGAGUACUUAGAUACAAAGUAUGGGAGAGGAAAAAGGAGUGCUUUCUCCGUUGACAACAUUUCAUUUAGAGUCCUUGUAAGAGGAGGCUACCUGACUAUAAACACGUUUGUUGCAGCUUUUUUACCAUUCCUUGGAGACUUUAUGACCCUGACAGGGGCCUUGAGCGUUUUCCCCCUUACAUUUGUCCUGGCGAAUCACAUGUACUUGAAAGCAAGGAAGAACGAGUUGCCAGCAUCCCAGAAGGCCUGGCAUUGGUUGAAUGUUAUUGGGUUCAGCUGCUUAGCUGUAGCUUCUGCCAUUGCAGGUCUAAGGCUUAUUGUUGUUGACUCCAGAACCUAUCAUUUUUUUGCUGAUCUGUAAAGGUUUCUUGAUAAAUUUUCUGUAGCUUCAUCCAUGAAGUGGGUUUUUGCUGUAAGUUUUGUAUGUUCUUGUGUCCGAGGAGACAAGAUAAUCAACUAUCAAAUGGUUUACAAGCUGAUUAGUUACAUUUGUUUGUGGAUGUCAGUUGCAAA